Molecule: messenger RNA, 1230 nt
Organism: Carya illinoinensis
Lineage: Eukaryota; Viridiplantae; Streptophyta; Magnoliopsida; Fagales; Juglandaceae
Product: xanthoxin dehydrogenase-like
Exons: 3
Coding region: 82-1017 (311 amino acids)
Biological process (GO): abscisic acid biosynthetic process
Cellular component (GO): cytosol
Molecular function (GO): xanthoxin dehydrogenase (NAD+) activity
Source: RefSeq, a predicted model, not a curated record
AAAGAAAGAGAAAGAUGGAAUCAUGGAAGAACAACUCAGCAGACAGAGGGAGAGAGAGUUGAGUCUUGUCCACAGUCAGCUAUGGCACGCGAGCCUUCACUUCUAAGCCAAAGAGUGAAAAAUAAAAUAGUGCUAGGAUGCUGGGUAACAGCCGGAUGGACAUAUCUCUGUCUCUGUCUCUCUCGCUCUCUCUCUAUGAGAUUUUCCAAAUGCUUGAGAUUAUUGGGGAAAGUGGCAUUGGUCACUGGUGGAGCCAUUGGUAUUGGAGAGAGCAUUGUGCAGCUAUUCCACAAACAUGGUGCAAAGGUUUGCAUAGCUGACGUGCAGGACAACCUUGGCCAGCAUGUCUGUGAUGCCCUGGGUGGUGAGCCAAACACGUGUUAUGUCCAUUGCGAUGUCACCAAAGAAGAUAGUGUUUGCGAUGCAGUGGACUUCACUGUCAGCAAAUUUGGCACACUUGAUAUCAUGGUCAACAAUGCUGGUUUAUUAGGCUCACAAUGUCCUGAUAUCCGCAAUGCAGACAUGUCAGAAUUCGAGAAGAUAUUUGAUGUAAAUGUGAAGGGAGUCUUCCUUGGAAUGAAACAUGCAGCUCGGAUAAUGAUCCCACUAAAGAAGGGCUCAAUAAUCUCUCUCUGCAGUGUUUCAAGUGCCAUAGGGGCUAUAGGUCCACAUGCCUACACAGGGUCUAAGCAUGCUGUUUUGGGGCUCACCAAGAAUGUUGCAGCUGAGUUGGGACAAUAUGGGAUUCGUGUCAACUGUGUUUCGCCUCAUGGGGUUCCAACAGGGUUGGCUUUAAGCUACCUGCCGGAGGAGGAGAGAACUGAGGAUGCCAUUGCCGGUUUUCGUGCUUUUCUCAGGAUGAAUGCUAACUUGCAGGGGGUGGAAUUGACUACUGAUGAUGUGGCUAAUGCCGUGCUCUUCUUAGCAAGUGAGGAAGCGAGGUAUGUCAGUGGGGCUAAUCUAAUGGUUGAUGGGGGUUUCACUUGCACAAAUCACUCACUUCGGGUCUUUAGAUGAUCAGAUAUGUACUCAUAUACUAUUCAAAUGGUGAGUGCUAGUUUCUAUCAAGUUUAAACAAAAUAAUGCCCCUGCCCCUUACAAGGAAUUGAUGAUUUGAUGUGAUGAGAGGCUACCCUGAACAUUUGGCAUUUGGCUUAUUAUCUAUCUUUGUGUGACAAAAGAAGAAAGAGGGAAAAAAUAAAUAAAGACAAGCUUUUCGAAGAGUUUUAA